AUGCCUCCGAAAAAAACUAAGAGAGGAACCAAAAAGGAAAAAAAAGUCGAAGCUACACCCGAAGAGAAUUUAGAAGUUGAAGAAAAGGUUGGCGUGGAUGAAACAGAACUGGGUGUAAAACUGGAGGAAGAGUCAGAGGAAAAGGGCUUGGAAGUGGACGUGGAAGGACAAAUGGACCCUUUCGGACAACCAACGGACUCUGAAGCACAAAAAUCCGAGGAAGAACUCCCUAACGAUGAUAAUGAAGCAUAUAUGGAUGUCGUAAAUGUAGACUUGAGUAUUGAAGAGGACCCUGGAGUGUUACAGCAGCAAGAACAGCAAUUUGAAGAAGAGGAGCAGACUGACGAUUUACUGCUGGAAAUGGGAGACCUGUUGAACGCAUUAGUGCAGCUUUCGUCGGAACUUGAAGAGAAGGAAGAAGACGAGGAAGAAGGAGCUAUAAGGGAAGACGAAGUGCCAUUUGAGCGCCUCCCGGAACUAAACCCAGAAAGCAGCGUGCUUUUGUUGGUUAACUUGCCACCAGAACUGGAUAGCAGCAGAGUACUGAGCCUGUUCAAGGAUUCAAAGUUGGUGACGAGCGUGACGCUGAUAAGUAAAACGCAAGUCAAGGUCUUCUUCAGGUCUCAGAGAAUAGCCGCAGAGGCGAAGAGCAGACUCGACAACAUAAAGUUAUACAAUCGCAGACUGCAGGCACUAUACGCCAGGGACAUUUUCGCAAACAACUACGUUCCGCCGCCAGCAUACCCGCCAAUGGCACAGCCGCCGGGAAACUAUAACAGAAUGCCAAACAAUUUCCAAAACAGGAACAACUUCUUUCCACACGUGCCUCCGCCGCCAAACAAGACGUACACGCGUCUGCCGCAGGACAAAGGAAAGUUGAUAUUCAACAAGUACAAGCUGCUGAACGUGACGCUGCAGCAGCUGCUGCUUGAGUUCUACAAUAAGAUGAACCUGGUCCCAGGCACAGGCAAGUCCAAGUGGGACGAGACGAAGAGCUUCUUUGAAAACCAAGUGGCAUUCGACAGAGUGUACCAGAAACUGGGGAUCACAACCAGAUAUAUUCUAAUAGGAAACCUGAAAGAAGAUAUUAUGGAGAACUCGGAGAGCGUCUACGACUUCCUGUCGAGGUUCACGAAUAACUCGUACACGUACCAGAUAGUGAAGUUGCCGUACAACUACGCGAGUCGUCCCGAUAGCGAGUCCCUGGAGGACAGGAAGUGGCUGCACGUAGUGUUUGAAAAAAACAGGGACGGAUCAGGCUUUUUUAACAAGCUGAACCACCUGAUAAACUACAAAAGGGAACAGGGGAACAUGGAGGCAGAGGACCCGGACAACGUGAAGGACCUCGUUCUCAAGUACUCGUGUCCCCUCAGCGCCACGGAGAGUCUCUGGAUAAGCAACGUCCACGAGUUCUGCGGGUACUUUAAGAGCGAAGAUGACGUGUACGGCUUCUUCAACAGCCUCGGAGUGGUUAAAAACUUUAAGCUGGUGUACGACGCGGGCUGCAUAUUCGUGACCUUCCAGAACAAGGAUAUAACCACGAGAAUAUACAACUUCCUGAACACUCUCUCACCUAAGAGGGUCAUCAAGGUGUCGAGCUACACAAACUCGAGAAACAACCCGGGAGCCCCGGAGAGAGUGGACCUAGAAGCAGAGCUGUAUCCGCUGGAGAAGGAUACAGAUGUGCUGAAUGUGGACUUCAGCGGGAAGACGGAAAACAGCUUCGUCCUGGGCCAGAAGCUGCUCAACGCAAUAAAGAGAAGAGCAGACUCCCAGGAGGUUAUCGAUAGACUGCUCAAGUCAAACGAUAUUUCAAACUUUAUGUCAGAGCCGCAGUCGAAGAGGCAGAGGACACCAUACCCCAGGGAUUCAUACAGGGAUAGCUACAGAGAAGGCAGAGAUAGCAGGGACAACAGAGACAGCAGGGACCUUAGAGAAGGGUAUGGCAGAGACAGAGACCGAGAAUUCAACCGAUUCAGGCAGAGGUACCCCAUCAAUAAGGAACGUGUGGACCGCUUCGGACGCACAAUCAGGAACUACGACAGGAUGAGGCGGGACGAGCCGUGGAAAGGACCAAAAGGCCACCCAAACGACUCGGUGCAUCCCUACAGGGACCCUGGCGCCAGGGACAGCUACCUGGAGCAGCCUGGCGCCAAGUUGGGGGGGCAGAAGGGUGUCGGCCCAGGCCCUGAAGUCGACGCGCCGAUCGACGCAGAGCCGUUCAAGCCGCGCUCCCCAGAGCGGCCGCCGCCCGAGAGUCCCGCGGAAGGCGGGAAGCGUGAGAUGAUAUACAGCAAGCUGCUCAAGCGCGGCAAGUACAUCUGCAGGGUCAGCUGCGCGUUCGUCCGCGGAGACUACGACUCGAAGCUGCCCGAGAUGCUCGACGUCAACCAGCGCGCGAACCCCGAGAGGCUCAAGAACUGCCUCGCCAAGUCCAGCGAGCUCUCGCUCUGGCAGCUCGGCGCAGACUCGAAGGACGACAGCGAUAAGUACGACUCCCUGUGCGACUACCUCAUCUCCAAGAACCGCGUUGCGCUCGUGCAGCAGGGCCCCUACGACGUGUACAUUGUGCCGCCCAACGACUCCUACGUGGAGAUGCUUCAGACUCCAGACGCCAACUUCAUGUACGCCUAUCUUCUCCCUAGGUCCCCCUGA
Theileria orientalis strain Shintoku is the source of this 2655-nucleotide messenger RNA. RefSeq lists its product as uncharacterized. The transcript has 3 exons. Gene Ontology annotation, molecular function: RNA binding. The coding region runs from base 1 to 2655 and encodes 884 amino acids. The record is from RefSeq and is a predicted model, not a curated record. NCBI's taxonomy places the organism in Eukaryota, Apicomplexa, Aconoidasida, Piroplasmida, Theileriidae.